UGCUUCAAACUAUAAUUAAAGGUGAAGAAUAGAGUCGAAGGCCAACUUUGAGUGAGAUGGGGAAGAAGAUGAAGACCGAGAGAGCUGAAAACACAGAGGCCUUGCAAAACGGCGGUCUCGAAUCAAGCGAAAAGCGUUCCAAAAAGAAGAGGAAAAACGUAGGUGAAGUUGUAGAUCAGCCAUCGCCUACUGAAACACCCACCAUUACCGUAGCUCUUCCCGGCUCCAUAAUCAAUAAUACCCAAUCCCUCGAACUCGCUACUCGUUUGGCUGGGCAGGUUGCGCGAGCUGCUGCGAUCUUCCGAAUCGAUGAGGUGGUUGUUUUUGAUAGCAAGAAUACAUCGGAGGAUACUUCAAUUGACAUGAUCGGAGAUGGUUCAGACAAGAAUGAUAGUGAUGCUGCUUUCCUUAUGAGAAUAUUGAGGUAUCUCGAGACACCACAGUAUCUGAGGAAGAGCCUUUUCCCAAUGCAUAGCAGUUUAAGAGUUGUGGGUUUGUUGCCCCCACUUGACGCCCCACAUCAUUUGCGCAAGCACGAAUGGGCUACAUACAGGGAAGGUAUUGCACGAGAAAAACUAGAGCAAGGUUCUGCGGGGACGCUCGUUGAUGUGGGUCUAAGCAAGAAUAUCAAGGUUGAUCAAGUUCUUGAACCUGGAACGAGAGUAACUGUAGAGAUGGGAACAGACCGUAAUCUGGAUGCAGGUCCACGGAAAGUCGUCCCUUCUUCAAGGCCUCGAGAUGAAGGAAUGUAUUGGGGAUAUAAAGUGCGAUAUGCUCCAAACAUCAGUUCUGUGUUUAAGAACUGUCCAUACCAGGGAGGAUAUGAUCAUCGGAUUGGUACCUCUGAACAUGGUUUAGUUAUCAAUUCUUCGGAGCUCACUCUACCAUCAUUCAGGCACCUGCUGAUCGCCUUUGGUGGACUUGCGGGACUGGAAGAAUGUGUUGAAGAAGAUGCAACUUUGAAGGGAAAAACUGUGAGGGACAUAUUUGACUCUUAUCUAAAUACUUGCCCUCAUCAAGGAAGCCGCACUAUCCGGACAGAGGAAGCUAUCCUUAUAUCACUCCAAUAUUUUCAAGAGCCGAUAAAUCGGGUUUCACAGAAAUAUCAACAGCGAACCCAAUAAUUUGAACUCGGCAAAGACAGCAAAAUGGCGAGAGUCUCAAUGUAUCUACAGACUUCUACAACAAGUUGCUAAGCCUUUUCAUUGUUGAAGUUGGCCUUUUGUACAGAGUCGCACCUCUACUUUGCUGCUGUAACCAAAUUGACUAGUCUGUUAUCAAUUGUACUGUAACUUGUAAGAACCUCAUUAUUAGCUGGUAUUAUCAUUAAAUAUUUGUCAGGAAAAUUCAAUUUAAGAAAAAUUAAAGGUUUUUUGCAUUUAUUUACUAA
Molecule: messenger RNA, 1390 nt
Organism: Salvia hispanica
Lineage: Eukaryota; Viridiplantae; Streptophyta; Magnoliopsida; Lamiales; Lamiaceae
Product: methyltransferase C9orf114 protein
Source: RefSeq, a predicted model, not a curated record